AUGUCUCUUAAUGGGCUAGAGAAUCCCGCCAUCGUCGAUGCCUACCAGAGUGCCCUUGCUGACGCCGGUGGAUGGUUUCUUCUGCACUAUGUCUCAAGAGAUGAGGUAGCCCUGCUCAAUCGAGGCACCGGCGGGGUGCCCGAGGUCCGCAAUGCCCUGGACCAAUAUCAGGAGACGUCGCCGCUCUAUGGCUUCCUGCAGUACCGGCGGAGGAAGGUGAUCAUCCGGUAUAUGCCCGAGGGGUUGUCGCGGCUCAUCCAAGGUAUGAAAAUUGGCUGGAGAGGGUUUGUCUGGAAAAAGUUCCCGCUGAUCUGGUUCACCCCUGUCGCAGCCCGAAGCAAUGUUCAGUUUCAGUCGGUCCUAGACAAGUUUACCCCCAACGACACCGUGCUUCCCCUGUCGCAGGCAUCGGAUCUCACAGAAAGCGCCUUGUCGUCCGCAUGUCUGCUGCACACCGCUUCAACCUCGAUCACUUCUUCGUCGAGCUCUCUCCGCCGCCGCCGGCUGAUGGAAAUCACGGAAGAUGCAGAGGAAAAUGGCCCGAAAGAUACUACGCAGGAACCGACGCCCCCAAGUACCGAUCCCCGACCGAGAGCAGGGAGUCAAAUGUCCGAGGCCACCGUUGUACCCCCGCCUGCGGUGCCACUAACCACGUCGCCAUCCGAUGAAAAGACCUCGCCCGAUCUGAGACCACCGCCAUCGCGAAGCAGUUCCCGAGCAGCAUCCCGAGAAAGAUCCAGUGAAUCACACUCGCCCGCCGUGUCUCCCAAGUCGACUGAUUCCAGCUCCGAACGCCUUCAGUACAGGAAUAUCUUGGAUGAAUUCCCGCGCCCAUCGGACGAGGUUCGGAUGUCAACCCAAUCUGCCCGGCCCUCGAUGCGGGACCUGGAACGAGCAUCGACGUUCACUCCCAAGGUCAAACUGGGGCCGCGCCCGUCGGUGGAUAACAGCGGACGGCCUCGCACGUCGGGCACCUCCCGGAACCCGGAGCAGCGGCCCGUCGCUUCGCUUCCUGCUAACAUGCGCUCAUCUUCGCUGCGGAAACCUAAUGUCGACGUUCCUCGCCCCCGAUCGCAAGGAAGUUCGUUUGCGACAAAACCCAGUAGUCGGGCCCCGCCCAUUCCCCCGCUCCUGGUUCCCCCUCCGUCAAUUCCUAUCGCCAGGCCUCAGUUAUCUCCAGGUGCCAAGUCCCUGGGUGCGCUGUCGACCUCUUCCGGGUUGACUCCGGAGAAGGAACGGUUGAUGAAGGCGUUGCAACAGAGGAAAAAGAACAUGGCGAAGCGGGCCGAGGAGACAAAAAGGAAGCAAAGCAUUGCCGAAGAGCCCGCAGCAGAGAAAGAUCUCUCCAACAACCAGGAGAACAUGGAGAACAUGAAAUCGGCUCCCGAGUUCGAAGAUAGCGGGCCAGAAAAUCAGCGACCACCGCCGCAGGAACGGCAACCCGAAGCACAUACAGAGCCGUCGCCUUCGGCCCCCGAGCCCAUGGUCGACCCCCAGCCUCCUGCUCAACCAGAAAAGGAGCCAAGUCCGGAACCCCUCGAGCCAUUCUCGGCGGUUGAGCCUAUUGUUGACACCCAACCCGAUGCCGAACCUGAAAAAGAGCAAAGCCCUGAACCCCUCGAGGCAUCGGCAUCGUCGGUGACGGAGCCCGUUGUUGCUACACAAACCGAACAAGAACAGGAUCUUGAAGCCCUCGAGCCCUCACAGGCAAAGGAUUCUGUUCUCGCCCAACCUGCCGCUCAGCCCCAGAAAGGACAGAGACCCGAGCCUCUCGAGGCCUCAAAACCAGAACCGAGAGGCGAGGUGACUGUGUCGGAUUCCGAAGGCGGGCCUUCGUCUCAUACCUCCGGCCCUAGUGGUGAUACUACCUUUUCCGCUGAUCGUGGAAUUGAUAUUUCCUCCGAAGGGAUUCAGUCCGAGACACCGCAGACUGUCCUCGAGGAUGAAACGCCCGCCGAAUACGGGGACUCCACAGCCCCCGUCCAGAGCGAGAGUAAGGACAGCCCCGACCCAGCUAGCGCCGACGUCGAUGUGGCAUUUGAAAACGAGUCCUCCGAAACCACAAACCCAGAGUCAGAGCAUGUUUCCCCUUCGCAGCAGCCAGAAAUUCCAUCAGUUGAAGAAUUGGAACCCCCUUCUGUGAUAAGUGCAGCAGAGGAUGUUCCCGAGUCCAGUCCCCUUCCCGUCACCCCAUCUCCUCCUACCCCUCCGGUGAUCUCCGAAGCCGAACCCUCGGCUGCGCCCGUUUCAGUUUCAGUCGACCCUAGUUCCCUAGACGAGCCCGAGGAAUCUCCCGUCGAGAACCCUGGGCCUGCUCCUUUGGACCAGAGGCGCAGGGUCCACCUGGAGCCAAUUCAGGUCCCUACCCCAGAAUACUCAGAUGACGACCAUCUCCUCUCGGACGAUUCGUUCAUGGAAGAGCUGAAGUCGGCUACAGUUCAGGAGGCCAGGCCCGUAUCGGUCAAAUCUCCCGGCGGCGGUGAUAAUUCCUUGACGAGCUCCCGUGCAGUUUCGAGCCCGCACUCUCUUCGAUCCCCGACCGCCGUGCAAUCGCUUGCGGUGGGCAGAUCCGCUUCUAGCACCUACCCUGACAAUGGCCCCCCGACCCCGGUCCUCAUGGCCAAGAAGAUCAAUGUCUCUUCUGGCAUUUCUAGCCGCAUCAAAGCUCUGGAGAAGUUCUCGAGCCGCGAAGGCACCCCUUCAAACUCGAGCCAGACCGUAACCGGGCCAUCUGCCUCCUCGUCUGUUGAAAGUCUUCGGAAACGCGCAUCGAUUUCAUUGCCCGGGGAGAACCAGGAAAACACCCCGCCUUCUGGUCGACCGACGUCCUUUGUGUCCGACAGCUUUUCUCGUGCCCCAAGCUUGAAUCACCAUGAUUCGCGGCCAACACCUCCCCAGACGCGCCGCACCAACUCAAUUUCCGUGACGGCUCGCAUCGUGCGCGAUUCGAACGUCUCCCCGGGGUCCUCUGGAGUCGAACCCUCCGAGUCCGAUGUUCUCAACCUUCAGGCCAGUCCGCUCACCGUGGAGCAUGAUACUAAUGAGGGGCCACCGACCAACACCUCAACCGUUGAGCCCACCAACCACUCCGAGCAUCGAAGCAUGUCGAUCUCGUCUGCCGGAUCUAGUCGUCAGACAGCGCCAGUAUCUCGCACGGGUAGCCGGCUUUCCUUCUCCUCGCGCACCAGACCUGACGAGAGCCCCCAACCCACUUCGCCCAGCUCUGAGGACAAGAAAGGGUCUCGGGCCUCCCGCCUCAUGCGGCGCAUGUCAUCGAUCACGUCCACCUCACGCCGCAGCAUCAUCGGAGCUUUGAGCUCGCCAGUGCAAGAGGAAGACUCCACCUCAGCAUUGAGAAAGGAUUCGGUCACUUCCCCAGCAUCGCCUCCCUCGCGGGCUGCGAAGCCCAUUGACAUUGGUGAAGUCAACGUCCAGUUCCCCGAAACCCUCCUCUGGAAGCGCCGGUUCAUGCGCAUUGACGAGAACGGGUACUUGAUUCUUGCGCCCGGCACCAAUGACUCCAGCGCCCGCAAUAUGAUAAAACGCUACCAUCUCACCGAGUUCCGAACUCCUUGUCUUCCCGACGAGGACAUGCAGGAAUUGCCGAACAGCAUUCUGCUUGACUUCUUGGAUGGGAGUACCCUCCAAUGUGCCUGUGAAUCGCGGCAGGGACAAGCGUCUGCCCUUCAGACUCUCAUUGAUGCCCACACCUCGCACCAACAAUAG
Molecule: messenger RNA, 3726 nt
Organism: Penicillium alfredii
Lineage: Eukaryota; Fungi; Ascomycota; Eurotiomycetes; Eurotiales; Aspergillaceae
Exons: 3
Coding region: 1-3726 (1241 amino acids)
Source: RefSeq, a predicted model, not a curated record